Messenger RNA from Spirometra erinaceieuropaei, 2414 nucleotides. NCBI's taxonomy places the organism in Eukaryota, Metazoa, Platyhelminthes, Cestoda, Diphyllobothriidea, Diphyllobothriidae. The record is from the annotation of a GenBank genome assembly.
AUGCUAGGCAGUUUGAAAGAACCCACUGAGAGCAGCAGGUGCGUAUAGUUCGAUCUAGGCUUCUGACGUUACAGGACAUUUUUCUAUUACGCUCUGAUUUUGCUCAUUGGUGCAUUUAAAGCUGCUAUCUUCUUUGCCGUUUAUGAAGUUCUCGCGUGCUACCAUACCCUUACUUUUCUAUUUUUCGUUAAGUUAAGGUGGGUUGGGUCAUUUACACUACGUUUUAGCACUUCGUGCCUUCUAUUCUUUAUUCAAAAGCCUUUGCGUAAUUCGACUUGGCCUACACACGCACAAGUGAGUCUCUCUCUUUACACUUCAGAGUAUAUACAUCAGUGCUUUCGGAUAUUUAGACAUUCAUGCGUUCGAAUACUACUAGAUAUCAUGUGGGUUACUGGACUGAUUCUUUGCGGUCCAUUUCGGUAAAUUCUACGUAACGUCUACAUAAUUUAGCUUCGUCUUAAUAUACGAACACUCCGAUAUUGCAGUGGUCUCGUUGUUGAGUACGCUGUUCAUCAACUCUACGUCACCUGCUAAGGUAGGUCUUUCACGUGAAAUAUUUCCUUCCAGUCAAGGGGUGCUGCUUUUUUUAUACUUGGAGUAGUCUGUGUCAUAUUUUUUGAUCACGACGUCGCCGAUUCUCUCGCCGAACACCGUAUCCUUUGGGAAUACACAGUUGUUAUAUAAUUUUUUAACUCAGACUAUUAAUUAAUUAAUUAAUUGCUGUCCUGCCUGAUGGAUUUUUGUCCCUUGACUAUUACUUUUCUAGCUGAGGGUGUUCACAAAAGUCUUCUUAUCCAUCGUAUAUAUGAAUUUUUCAUAUUCUGUGGACUGUCCGAUCACAAGGUAAUUAUCAUUUCGUUUUUACUGAUUAGCAUAAUGCACUUUCUAGUUGUCGGUCUGAUCUAGUUUACUUUCAAACCCAGCUAUUUGAAUUCAAGACAUGCAAUGUCCUUCGAUUCUUUUUCGGAUUUUGCUAGGCCGGCGCUGUGUUGCUCAUACUAGCCGCGUGCUUUGAAUCCGGUUUUCACAGCCUCUCUCGUGGGUUAGCUGCUGACAUUGGUGGAGCAAAGAGGCUGCACGCUCUUUCGACGUGUGCAUCCGUGUUUCCCCUCAGUAUCCUUAUUUUCCUUGGAUGGAUAUAUGGAACUGUUUUCAUACACACAGCUUCACCUGAUGUGCGUGAGUGUUUUGCCCUUCUCACUAGUUUAACUUCUGUGAUCAACAUCAGUGUGCCUUAUAUGGCUUUGCCAUUUGCUUUUCUGUCAAUGUGUCCAUUCUGUCGGUGCAUAUGUUAAUUUCUCAAUGCACUUGAUGCUUUUGACACAUUUAAUGCAUGUUUUAGCUCGUGGCAUCGCCUGGGGGACCGUCGCGAUUUUACCGUCUAUGCGUAAUAGCUUCUACUGCGUUUGCAAUGGUUGCUGAAUUUUACUGCCAACAGUUUGUCGCCAACAAGAUUGGGCCACAUAAAGUGUCGAAGAUGGCGUACCAAACAGUCGUAUUGACUGCUUUACUUAUAAGGUUCGUUCGUAAGCUUUUAUAUUUUCCUACCCCGUUUGAAAUACUUGUGCUGUUUCUGUUUGCUUGCAGUUUUACUUUGAAAAUAGGAGUGCUAUUAAGUCUUAUCUUGUUUGAGUAUGAUAGAAUCAUUCUACUUUCGAACGCCUCAUUUAAUGAUUGCUGUUUUCUGGGUUGAAUAGACUUAUUUUUUACCUUUAUGCCACGGUUGCACGCCGGGAGUCAACUAUUCUUUUUGCCGAAACCUCAACCCCACCUAUAACACUUACCUUUUCGUACAGCGAACCAUGGAGACACAUUCAGGCAGCUUCUCCAUGUUUCAGAGAUACACAAGAAUUUGUAAUGUCUGUGACCUAGGCUGUUUUGGAGUGUCAUGUCUGCAGUUUUAGAAGGCGUAGGGGAAUUCCCAAAAAGAUAGUUUACGGAGGUUAUCAAAGUAUCGCUCACGGGUCCUGACUGGAAGCCUGAUCCACACUACAAUCAUGGCUGGAAAAUUUAGUCGAGGUUUUCUUCCUGCAUCUCAUUCCAUAGACCUUUGGGUUUGGGUGCAACGUCCACGCUGUUCGUUCUAAUCCGUAUGGAGGUAGGUUAGAUAAGUCCUUCGUUUUUAAAUUAUACUAAUUUAUGACAUCGUUCUCUCGGAUUCUCUUAUAGAAUCACGCGAAUUCAUGUCUGUUUACACCGAUAAUUUUGAAUUUAGUCUUCAUCUAACAAGAACGGCCGCGCUCGAAAUGGACUUGAACGUCGGUCAUAUCAACGGUGUUGUCCUUAAUAGCCAGUCCGUCCGGCCGUCACACUACCUCUCAACAGGAGUCAUUUUUGGCAUGCUUUCAAUGCUCUACGGUAAGAUUUAUCUUAUGGAAACCGCGAACCCUUUGCAGCGAUUUUUUGGCACUUAG